This is a messenger RNA of Labrus bergylta (ballan wrasse), 2924 nucleotides long. RefSeq names its product G-protein-signaling modulator 2. Lineage: Eukaryota; Metazoa; Chordata; Actinopteri; Labriformes; Labridae. The record is from RefSeq and is a predicted model, not a curated record. Gene Ontology annotation, cellular component: cell cortex. Gene Ontology annotation, molecular function: GDP-dissociation inhibitor activity; G-protein alpha-subunit binding. Gene Ontology annotation, biological process: establishment of mitotic spindle orientation.
ACAACGCGAUUAGUUUGAAAGGUUUCUGCUCGCUGACAAUAUUUUCUUGGCUCAAACUUUUUUUUUGUGAUGAAUUCAAGCUCUUCAGUUUGAGGAUGGAGUCAUCUUGUCUGGACCUUGCUCUGGAGGGUGAGCGUCUCUGUAAGGCUGGUGACUACCGUGCUGGUGUGUCUUAUUUUGAGUCUGCCAUCGAGGUUGGGACUGAGGACCUCCAGAUCCUUAGUGCCAUCUACAGCCAGCUGGGCAACGCCUACUUUCACCUACAAGAGUAUCAAAAAGCCUUGGAGUACCAUCGCCAUGACCUCACACUUACCAGAACUAUUGGAGAUGAGCUUGGUGAGGCCAAAGCCAGUGGCAACCUUGGGAACACAUUAAAACUUUUAGGACGGUAUGAUGAAGCUGUUGUCUGUUGCCAAAGACAUUUGGACAUCACCAGAGCCAUUUACGAUAAGGUUGGGCAAGCUCGAGCACUGUAUAAUUUCGGGAACGUUUACCACGCCAAGGGCAAGAACAUCUGCUGGAGUGGAGCCGAGCCAGGAGAGUUUUCUGAGGAGGCCAGGGCAGCCCUGAGGAAAGCUGCAAAGUACUACGAAGCAAACCUGUGCAUGGUGAAGGAAUUAGGCGAUCGGGCAGCACAGGGGCGUACCUAUGGUAACCUUGGCAACACUUACUAUCUGCUGGGUGACUUUGAAACUGCCGUGGCCGGACAUGAAAAGCGGCUGCUCAUCGCUAAAGAGUUUGGAGAUAAAUCUGCUGAGAGGAGGGCCCACUGUAACCUUGGCAACGCUCACAUAUUCCUUAGUCAAUUUGAAGUUGCUGCUGGUCAUUACAAGAGGACUCUGCAGCUGGCCCGGCUUUUGAAGGACAAAGCGGUGGAGGCUCAGGCUUGCUACAGUUUAGGCAACACCUACACACUACUGCAGGACUAUGAGAGAGCCAUCGAUUACCACCUCAAACAUCUGGUCAUUGCUCAGGACCUCAACGACAGAGUCGGUGAAGGAAGAGCGUACUGGAGUCUAGGAAAUGCCCACACCGCCCUGGGGAAUCAUGAGCAAGCAAUGCACUUCGCUGAGAAACAUCUGGAAAUUGCCAAAGAGACUGGAGACAAAAGCGGGGAGGUGACAGCCAGGAUGAACUUGUCUGACCUGCGGCUGGUCGUAGGCCUGAAGUCCAACUCCAACAUUCAUCCAAAUGUCUUCCGUAACACAAACAUGAACAGCUCAGCUCUGCCAGCAAUCUGCCACAGUUUCUCAAAUCACCCAGCUGUCAAGUCUGCAGAGAACCUUGAACCGAGGCAAAGUCCUGACAAAAAUCAAACAGGAGAUCCAUCUGCACAGCAAGACUGGGAGGAUGAUUCUUAUCCUGGGUCUUCUAAAUCCAACACAAUCAAGGCUUCUACUAAACUCUUCCUCUUCCAUCGGUUGAAAAGCAAGAAGCAGAAAAGCAUCAAAUCACCUCCCAAAGAGCAGCAUGAGAACCACACGGAGGACUCGGCUCCCGAGCUGGAAGCCCCGGUGUCUUCUAAGCCUGGAUCGCGGGACACUAUCGGGGAAGACGGCUUUUUCGACCUGCUGUCUCGUUUCCAGGGCAACAGAAUGGAUGACCAAAGGUGCUCCCUACUGGAUGGACAGGGCAGUCUCCCUGCCCACUCCUCUUCCUCUCCCUCCUCCACCCCACCUAUAGCUGAGAGGAAAUCUAUUUUGGAGUGCGCAACACCCUCGCAGGAUCCUGGUCAUUUCCUGGAGCUGCUGGCCAGCUCCCAGGCCCGCCGUCUGGACGACCAAAGAGUGAGCUUGAGCCAUUUUCCUGGCUUACGACUCAGCGCCUCCAACCAGCCUCGUACACCCUCCACCUCCAGCACCGACCAGGUCCACCCCCAAGCCCAAAUCUCCAGUCCACAAACGCACACAACCUCCCUGUACAGUCGCCUGGAGGCAAGUGCUGAGCAGCCUGAGGGGGACGACGUCUUCUUCGACAUGCUAGUCAAGUGCCAGGGCUCCAGGCUGAACGAACAGAGGUGUGCCGCACCGCCUUCUGCAAAUAAAGGUUCAACUGUUCCCGAUGAGGAUUUUUUCAGUCUGAUCCUGCAUUCCCAGUCCAACAGGAUGGAGGAGCAGAGAGUUUUCGCGCCCCCUGGUGUCACACAAACCAAACCAGACUGACUCCCUAGGAUUUUGUUUUCAAAGUCUCAGGAUAACUGAUGAAGUAACCAAGCUGUCAAGAGUUUUUGAACUCUUGAUUCCUGCCUUCUCGGGCUGUUGUGACAACAUCCCUGCAAAACGUCAAAGAUUGCAAAGGAACAUUAGAAGGAAUUCAAGUCUGAAAAUAUAGAGAACUGGUUAUUAUGGAUGUUAAAUCAUGGGACAUUUUGGAUUUGGAUUCUUAUUGUUUGAUAACUGACUCUGGGUUGUCACAUGUUGGUGGUGCGCCAAGCUGCCUGUUUUUAAUAAGACAUUUUUACCAGUGACACCUGCCUACUCUGGAAGCUUGCAUCAAGCCACUCUUACAAUGUUGAAGUAGUUUGUGUUUGGAAUCAAAGUACUUAACUUAAAAGAUGCCCAACCGAAGGUAAUGAUGGACAGUGGUCAAUGAAGCUAUCACCAAUUGUGGAACAUUAAAUGGGCUGUUGUGCCCAUUUUGGAUUAUGUUUUAGUCUCUGGGAGCAGUAUAUAUGUUGAUUUGAAUUGAUCUUAACACACCAAAAAAUCUUUAAAAUCCACCAAGACACUGGUGACGUUUGAAGACAUUUAUAGUAUCUGCUAUCUGACUUAAAGAGUAAGGAGUCCUUUUUAAUUGGUGGAGUUAUUGCCAUUUUUUUGUCACAAUAUUUUUACAAGACUGAGAAAAAGAGAGUUGUUAUUUUAGUCUUUUUUUAUUGAGACUUUCUUCUGACAGGAGAAAUAAAAUAAAGUCACCUGAAUUUA